Molecule: messenger RNA, 1100 nt
Organism: Eremomyces bilateralis CBS 781.70
Lineage: Eukaryota; Fungi; Ascomycota; Dothideomycetes; Eremomycetales; Eremomycetaceae
Exons: 2
Coding region: 54-635 (193 amino acids)
Biological process (GO): SRP-dependent cotranslational protein targeting to membrane
Cellular component (GO): signal recognition particle, endoplasmic reticulum targeting
Source: RefSeq, a predicted model, not a curated record
AGGAAGUCGAACAUGCACCAACGCCUCUGACGUUUGGAUACCAUAACGAAAAUAUGCCUACCUUCUCAACAAGCCAAGAAUGGCUUGAGCAAUCCGCGCUCCUAAUCCAAGCCUACCCGACAUCCACCCACGUCGCCUCCAAGUACUCCGUGAUCCGUCCUUCGAAGUCGCGAUUAAAGAAGCAUGCUCGGCGACUAGAACGACUUGAAAGCAAAGGAAAUGGUGCCAGCGAAGGGACUGCAGCUGAGGCCGUUUCAAGUUCCAAUGAUCCGAACCCCACCAAACCUACCAUCUCCGAACCCCAGACAACAGCCUCCUUCACCCUGAAAACAUACAGCCCGGACGCCGGAGUAUCCCUCAAAUAUACGACUAAUAAAGCUCCCGAAGUAGGGAGGCUGAUCGCCGCUGCCGGCAGACUGGGUCGGCAUAUGGCAGCUUUGCCAGUUGAAGAGGAAGGGGAGGCCACGAAGGAUGCAGCAGACGGCGGCGAUGUUGGGAUAGAAGAUGUUGGAGGGGAACCUUCAGCGAAGCGCUCCGGGACCGCUGCCCAGGCACAGCCAGAGAAGAAGGAUACAAAAGCAGGCGGAGGCGGGACCGGUGGUGGUGGGAAGAAGAAGAAGAAAGGGAAGCGAUAGGAAGGAGCUUUGAUCUUGCAUACGGGCGUUUUGCGAAGCUGGCUCAUUGCAUUGGAGACAUGGCAACGGAAUCAUGAGACCCAAGUGGUAUAUUGUUGAGGAUGCCGUGGUAUACAGUACACGGGGUAUCUUACGCUACAGAAGAAGCAAAAACAUGAACUCGUAUCAUCAUAAACCUUCAACUCCACCGUCUCCCUGUCGCCAUGUUGUUUUGGCUGAUGCUGGUAAUCCGAGGAAGUGGAAAACUCGUUUUUUGCGCCGAAUGGACCCUUCUUCCGUUGCUCCUCAAUCCAUAUUUCGCUGCGCCAUUGGCCGGACAAACUCCAUGAAGGCGUAGCCCGUGGUAAGGCAGAACAAAAUGCCAUUGAAGAUCGCCAUCAAGAAGAAUGGCGCUCCUCUAUCCCACUUAUCGAACAGCACACCACCGACCUUGGUGAGUAGAAGAAUGCCUGCGCCGCCAGCCAG